UGAGAGGUUCAAAACAAACUAUAUUUUAUCAACUAUUUAAAAAAUUAGUGGCCCUACGAAAGCAUUAAGUUUUGUUAUUUAUACAUCUAACGAAUAUUUGAGUAUUUGAAUCAUUUAAAAUAGUGUGGUGUGUUACAAAAUGGCUAAAAAAGACUCCGUACCUGAUCCGGAAGAAGCCAACCGUAUGUGGGCGAGCACCUCCUUCGUGGGCGUGCUACUCAUCAUCGGCGUACCUCUAUGGUGGAAAACAACAGAAGUAUACAGGGUGGCCUUGCCGUACGACAAGAUAAACGCAUUCGACACGGAGUCCCACUUCAUCACAUCAGAGGUGACGGUGCUGGCGAACGAUGAUCAAACCGCCAACAACAUUGCUGACCUGUUGAAGAAAGAGUUUGAACAAUUUGAUGUGAUAAAACUCAAGAUUAAGAAACAGAUACUCACGGAGAAUCUGCGAAAUGCACUGGAUAAAGUGACCGAGGAACAAGAGGCCUUGGAGGAGGUGGAUGCAGUGUUCAACACCAAACUCCACAACUCCUUCUAUCUGGUGCAGAGGAAACCUCUGUUCAAGGACGUUUGGAUCGGUACGGAAAGGGUGGCUUUCUUCAGGGAUUCUAAAGCGGCAUCAAUCGUCGUUGAAGCGUUAAAGAACUGGAUAUACGAGCCAUCAGUGCUGCAUGGAGCCAGGUCUGAAAAGGCGGAUGCGGCGCGGCAAGUCCGGUUCCCGAGCGAGGAUGGCUUCCACGUGGUGUUGUCUGUGGUGCAUCCGAAACCUCAGAAUAUGAAGGUGGACUUCACUGCCGGAGAGGCUGUCGAAGAUUACAUCGGUUCAUUUGUGGAUGAGCUGACGGACCUUCACAACUUCACGCUUAAGUCUCAGUGGCUCCACCUAUUGGAGUUCAAGUUACAAACCGCAGAGGUCCUGGAGGCGUCGUCUUGGGGUCGUCACUUCCCCGCGCGGCACGACCUCCUACCGCAGCUGUUGACACGGCUGGAGGAGCGAGCCGCCACCCCGGUGUCCGACAAGCCCGUAGUCAACCUGGCGCUAUACGUCGUGCCGUGCGACGUGGCGCCGCUCGCCAUAUACGAUAGUAGAGAUAUAAGAGUGAUGUCGCCAGUGCAAGCGUUCAUGUCCCCAAAAUGGGGUGGCGUGGUUUUCGGGAACCCCACGAAGACGGAGUGCGAGCAAAAACACUACACGCCCGAUGUGAAACUGAUAAUGGGCACGUUCAUCUCGCAACUCCGGAAACUGCUCGGAAUUACUGAGAAGGUCAAGAUACCGGGCGGUCACUUGGAGCCACUGUGGUCAGUAGUUCCACGGCGCUGGGAAGUUGACACCCUGCUCCGCAUCAGGACCCUAGAGCAGGUAUCUUCUGCGGAAAGAAGCCUGAAAUCGCUUGCUAAAUUGCUGGGUGAAAUAUCCAACAUUGUGAUCAACGAUGAAGUGGGCGCAUCCAUCAACCACGCUGUCGACAGUAUUCACAAAUCGAGGAGCCUGAUGAUCAGUGGAGACCUUCUGAACGCCUACCGCCAGUCUCAACAGGCUUUCCUUGCGGCUGAGACAGCUUUCAUGGAGCCUAGUCUACUUGCAUUACUCUACUUCCCCGAUGAUCAGAAGUAUGCAAUCUACAUUCCGUUGUUCCUGCCAAUAAUGUUUCCAGUGAUCCUGUCCCUCAAGAACCUGAUCGAUUGGUUCCGAGGGAAGCCCUCGCGGAAACUGAAGACUGAUUAAUGUAUCGUUAUAUUCCAAAUAAAAUGUAAUGGGUACUGGACUCGUGUUCACAAUCAUUACUCUAAAGUCUCACAGUAUAUUAUGCUAAGUAUAGUUUGCACUAGUUUCAGUGGGUGUCAUUAUUUCCGUUUCAACAAUAGACAAUUUCUACAUGUACCACUGGCGUGCACUCCAUACGUGGACAAAAGCUAAGCUAAGCUAAAGCUAAGCUAAAACUGCCUAACCUAAAAUUUAUAUAUAACUGGAAUGAGAAUGAGGAUUUUUGCCGUUUUAUGCAAUUUUCCUUCUGUAUGCAUACCCUGGUAGAGCAUAGAACUUUUUGGUGGUUUUUUCACCUCUUUAAUCUCAUCGGGGGCCGGAAUGCAUUAUUUUCCACCCGCAUUACAGAUGAAAAACGGCACUUUCCGAACAUAUGGAUAUGCUUGCAAAGCCGUAUAAAGUAAAUUGUACUACGUAUUUAUGAAAUAAACCUUCUAUUAAGUGUAUAAUAUGUGGUAAUGAUUGCGAAUAUGAAUUUAAGUCAUAAUAAUACCAAAUUACAAUUGUAUAAGAUAGUGAUUUAAUAAAAAAUAAACGAUAAAAUUUU
Molecule: messenger RNA, 2315 nt
Organism: Pararge aegeria (speckled wood butterfly)
Lineage: Eukaryota; Metazoa; Arthropoda; Insecta; Lepidoptera; Nymphalidae
Gene: PIG-S
Product: GPI transamidase component PIG-S
Exons: 11
Coding region: 140-1729 (529 amino acids)
Biological process (GO): attachment of GPI anchor to protein
Cellular component (GO): GPI-anchor transamidase complex
Source: RefSeq, a predicted model, not a curated record